CUUGUAUCUAUAUUCGAAUCCAGCUUGGCGUGUUUGUGUGCCUCUGUGUGUGUGUGUUUUUGUGAAUUGUACGUCGCGCGCCUCCCCGUUCGUUCCGCACCCCAGUCUUGCUCGUCCUCUUUCGCUCAUUUGGAAUUAUGAAAUACACCGUCCCGCUCUUCGCCUCUCUUAUUUUUCUUCUGGACGACGUAGCCACCGCAUUUUCCGUACACAGCAAAUCCUCUCGUCCUCCGUCUCCAACCUCACGGUCUGCCCAGACAGCGGGGAGCUUUUUCAAUCCCGUACCGGAAGACGAUCCCUCGAACGAUCCGCGUUCCGACACCAACGACACGAUGGACGCGAAACCCCAAAACUUGGACGAAUCACUCGAACAUCUUUUGAAAGAGCGCAAGUCUCCUUCUCGCGCCUCGCAACCUUCCACGAUUCAAGGAGUACCAUCCGCACGAGCGGGUCAAGGCUUUGGAAAGACACGUUCUCCCGUGGCCCAAAGGAUUACCCCGCCACGCGAAAAACCCUUUGUCGGCAUCGGUCCGCCCCUUAACGAUAUUACCAAACCAGAAUACGACGAUCAGGGAUACACACUUUACGCGGACGAACGUACGGGCGAAAAGUCCCGCGUCUUUGAAGCCCUCGUUGACUAUCCUUGCGACUUUACCAUGAAAAUUGUCGGCGCCAACGAAGGAGCCUUUGUAGAAGAAAUGGUCGCUGUUGUGGCCGAGUCCUGCCUAGUCCAGGCCGAUUCUAUACAGCAUUCCGUCCGGGCUUUGGGAAAAUGGACAUCCGUCACGGUACAAGCACCGGUGCAGUCGGCGGAAAUGCUCUACGGCCUGUACGAAGUCAUUGACCGGGAUCCCCGUGUCAAAUUCAAGUUUUAGAACUGUUUACAAUUUUCGUAGCGUAGCCUCGUCUCCCACGGAGAAAGUGAAGAAUGUCUAUUCUAUAGGCACACCCACAAAU
Molecule: messenger RNA, 957 nt
Organism: Phaeodactylum tricornutum CCAP 1055/1
Lineage: Eukaryota; Bacillariophyta; Bacillariophyceae; Surirellales; Neidiaceae
Exons: 1
Coding region: 138-875 (245 amino acids)
Source: RefSeq, a predicted model, not a curated record